AUGCUGAACCUUCUGAGCCUUCUGAUAAUCGUGCCUGCGGCCAUCGCAAAAGCUCAACGAACGGAGCCCAUUCAAUAUGAGCUCGCCAAUGAUAUAUUGAGCAGAUAUCAGAAGAAUUUGAUACCGAAAAUCCGGAAAAAUCAGCCAAUCAAUGUCACUUUUUCGCUUCAGCUAUACCAAAUUAUACAAGUGAAUGAGCCCCAGCAGUUUCUUUUGCUCAAUUCAUGGGUUGUUGAGAAAUGGACCGAUCAAAUGUUGGGAUGGAAUCCGGAAGACUUUGAAAACGAGACCGAAAUUCUCGUAAGACAUGACGACAUUUGGCUUCCUGAUACUACACUCUAUAACUCUCUGGAAAUGGAUGAGACCGCCACUAGAAAAUUGAUGCAUGUCAAACUGACGUCGCGCGGGAAACACGAAGGAGCGAUUGUGGAGCUUUUGUAUCCAACCAUUUAUAAAAUCAGCUGCCAAUUGAAUUUGAGAUAUUUUCCGUUUGAUAUGCAGAAAUGUCGUCUCACAUUUGGAAGCUGGUCUCAUGACAAUCAACUCAUCGACUAUUAUCCAUUGGUCGACGACAGCGCAAUUGGGCUCUCAAAUUUCCUGGAAAAUGAUGGAUGGUCUGUUUUAAUAACCAACGUGAUUCGUGAAACCAAAAAAUACACAUGCUGCCCUAAUAAUUACACUCUUCUCAAUUAUGAUCUAAUAAUUCAAAGGAAACCAUUGUAUUAUGUGCUGAAUCUUAUAGCGCCAACUGCCGUCAUUACGUUCAUCUCAAUCGUCGGAUUUUUCACGUCAGUGAAUCCGUUCACGUCCGUCCAUAUUUUGUGCGUUUUAUCCUCGUCGGUCCACGAUCUGCGCCAAGAGAAAAUCACCCUUGGAAUCACGACCCUUCUAUCAAUGUCGAUUAUGAUAUUUAAGGUUUCCGACAAAAUGCCUUCUACUUCAACUUGCGUGCCCUUAAUUGGUGUAUUUUAUACUCUUAUGAUCGCUAUCAUUUCAUUCGGAACCCUUGCCGCUUCAUCGGUGAUAUUCAUUCAAUAA
Caenorhabditis bovis is the source of this 1038-nucleotide messenger RNA. NCBI's taxonomy places the organism in Eukaryota, Metazoa, Nematoda, Chromadorea, Rhabditida, Rhabditidae. The record is from the annotation of a GenBank genome assembly.